Messenger RNA from Elephantulus edwardii (Cape elephant shrew), 3516 nucleotides. It is a transcript of the gene MSH3, whose product is annotated as mutS homolog 3. Gene Ontology annotation, cellular component: nucleus. Gene Ontology annotation, molecular function: ATP-dependent DNA damage sensor activity; mismatched DNA binding; ATP binding. NCBI's taxonomy places the organism in Eukaryota, Metazoa, Chordata, Mammalia, Macroscelidea, Macroscelididae. The record is from RefSeq and is a predicted model, not a curated record. Gene Ontology annotation, biological process: mitotic recombination; mismatch repair; somatic recombination of immunoglobulin gene segments. The coding region runs from base 1 to 3516 and encodes 1171 amino acids. The transcript has 25 exons.
AUGAAGCGCCGGAAACCAGCCACACACAGCACUGCUAGCGCCGGUCCAACUCCGGCAAGGCAGGCGAUUUUGAGCAGAUUUUUCCGGUCUACCGGAAGCCUGAAAUCCACGUCCUCCCUCGCCAUAGCCGACCAGGAGACUGACCCUGACGCCGCAGCGCCCCCAGCGUCCACUUCCCCACCUCAGCUACCGUCUUGCUUGACUACAGACAUUGACAGAAAUAAAAAGAAAACACUGGAGAAUGAUGGACCGGCAAAGAAGAAGGCAAAGAAAAAACAAGAAAAAGAAAAAGAAGGAGGAAGCAGUUUGGUAGACUCUGGAAACCCUGAGCCAAAGAAAUGUCCGAGGACCAGACUUGUUUUAAAGUCUCUGGAAAAAUUAAAAAAAUUCUGCUGUGAAUCAGCUCUUCCUCAGAACAUAGUCCCAACAGACCUUCAGGAGAGAUUUGCAGUUUUACCAAAAUGUACUGAUUUUGAUGAUAUCGAUCUUCUCCGUGCAAAGAAUGCAGCUUCUUCUGAAGAUUCUAAAACACAAAUUCAACAAAAGGGCAGAACACUGACAUCUGGUUCAAAGCCAUCUAACAAACGGACCAAAAGCAUCUAUACCCCUUUGGAGCUACAGUACAUAGAAAUGAAGCAACAGCACAAAGAUGCAAUUUUGUGUGUGGAAUGUGGAUACAAGUAUAGAUUCUUUGGCAGUGAUGCAGAGAUUGCAGCCCAGGAACUGAAUAUUUAUUGCCAUUUGGAUCACAACUUCAUGACAGCAAGUAUACCCACUCACAGACUCUUUGUUCACGUGCGCCGCCUUGUGGCAAAAGGAUAUAAGGUGGGGGUUGUGAAGCAAACGGAAACCGCAGCAUUGAAAGCCAUUGGGGACAACAGAAGUUCAGUUUUUUCCCGGAAAUUGACUGCUCUGUACACAAAAUCUACCCUUAUUGGAGAAGAUGUGAAUCCCCUCAUCAAGCUGGAUGAUGCUGUAAGUGUUGAGGAAAUAACGACUGAUACUUCUACCAACUAUCUGCUGUGUAUCUGUGAGAAGAAGGAAACUGUUAAGGACAAAAAACAGGGGAAUGCUCUUAUUGGCCUUGUGGCUGUGCAGCCGGCCACAGGGGAAGUGGUGUUUGACAGCUUCCAGGACUCUGUUUCCCGUUCUGAACUUGAGACUCGGAUACUGUGCCUGCAGCCGGUGGAGCUGCUGUUGCCGUCUGACCUGUCAGAGCAAACAGAGACGCUCAUCCGCAGAGUAACUGCUGUUAGUGUACGGGAUGACAGAAUUCGAGUUGAAAGGAUGGACAACAUGUGUUUUGAAUACAGUCAUGCUUUCCAGGAGAUUACUGACUUUUAUGCAAAAGAUUCAGGUGCUAUAAAAGGUUCUCAAAAUUUUUCCAGCAUCAUGAACUUGGAGAAACCUGUUAUUUGUGCUUUAGCAGCCAUAAUAAAAUACCUCAAAGAAUUUAACUUGGAAAAAAUUCUCUACAAGCCCAAGAAUUUUAAACAGCUGUCAAGUGAAAUGGAAUAUAUGACAAUUAAUGGAACAACAUUACGGAAUCUGGAAGUCCUGCAGAAUCAGACUGAUAGGAAAACCCAUGGAAGUUUACUUUGGGUUUUAGACCAUACUAAUACUUCAUUUGGAAGAAGACAGCUGAAGAAGUGGGUGACACAGCCACUCCUUAAAUUAAGGGAGAUUAAUGCACGACUUGAUGCUGUAUCUGAAGUUCUUCAAUCAGAAUCUAGUGUGUUUGGUCAUAUAGAAAAUCAUCUACGUAAAUUGCCGGACUUAGAGAGAGGACUCUGUAGCAUUUAUCACAAAAAAUGUUCUACCCAAGAGUUCUUCCUGAUCAUCAAGACUCUGUAUCACUUGAACUUGGAAUUUCAAGCAUUAAUACCUGCUGUGAAUUCCCAUAUUCAGUCUGACUUGCUCCAGAUACUUCUUUUAGAAAUUCCUGAACUCCUUAGGCCAGUGGAAUAUUACAUAAAGAUAAUUAAUGAACAUGCUGCCAAAAUUGGAGAUAAAACGGAAUUAUUCAAAGAUCUUUCUGACUUUCCUUUAAUAAAAAAGAGAAAGGAUGAAAUUCAGGAUACUACUAACAAAAUUCGAGUGCAUUUGCAAGAAAUACGAAGAAUACUGAAAAAUCCUUCAGCACAGUAUGUUACAGUAUCAGGACAGGAGUUUAUGAUUGAAGUAAAGAAUUCUGCUUUAUCUUGUAUACCAGCAGAUUGGGUUAAAGUUGGAAGCACAAAAGCUGUGAGCCGUUUUCAUUCUCCUUUUGUUGUAGAAAAUUACAGACAUCUGAAUCAGCUCCGGGAGCAGCUAAUCCUUGACUGCAGCGCUGAAUGGCUAGAUUUUCUAGAGAACCCUGUGAGCUGGAGCAGCAGCAGUUGGCAGGGCAGGUCCUCCAGCUGGUGCGGCCCCGGCCGCUGGGGCAGGUCCACCAGCACCCACACUGCAGAUGAGGCUCUCAGUGUUGACAUUUGCCAGGGCCUUUGCAAACAGUCCAGGCCAGAAAGGUUAAACGUUGACACCGGCUGCCUUAAUGAGGGCAUUGAUUUUAUCCUCCGUGACUGUCACCUUAUCGUCGUGCAGGAUGAGGGCCGAGUAGAUGCAGGCGAGCUCAGAGAUGGAGGCCAUGGUGCGAUACUUCUUUUUUUUUGCAGACCAACUGUACAAGAAGGAAGGAAAAUUAUAAUAAAAAACGGCCGGCACCCUGUGAUUGAUGUGUUGUUGGGAGAACAGUAUGUUUGCAACAGUACAGAUUUAUCAGGGGAUGCAGAGAGAGUAAUGAUAAUUACCGGACCAAAUAUGGGAGGAAAGAGCUCCUACAUAAAACAGGUUGCAUUGAUUACUAUGAUGGCUCAGAUUGGCUCCUAUGUCCCUGCAGAGGAAGCGACAGUUGGGAUUGUGGAUGGUAUUUUUACAAGGAUGGGAGCUGCAGACAAUAUAUACAAAGGACGGAGUACAUUUAUGGAAGAACUGACAGACACAGCAGAAAUAAUAAGAAAAGCAACCUCACAGUCCUUGGUCAUCUUAGAUGAAUUAGGAAGAGGGACGAGCACCCAUGAUGGAAUUGCCAUUGCUUAUGCUACACUUGAGCAUUUUAUUAGAGAUGUGAAAUCCUUAACCCUGUUUGUCACGCAUUAUCCACCUGUUUGUGAACUGGAAAAUAGUUACUCAGAGCAGGUGGGAAAUUAUCACAUGGGAUUCUUGGUCAAUGAAGAUGAAAGCACUCAGGAUGCAGGCAAAGAAGAACAAAUCCCCGACUGUGUCACUUUCCUUUAUCAAAUAACCAGAGGAAUUGCAGCGAGGAGCUAUGGACUCAAUGUGGCUAAACUAGCAGAUAUUCCUGGAGACAUUUUAAAGACAGCUGCUUGCAAAUCAAAAGACCUCGAAGGAUUAGUAAACAUGAAAAGGAAAAGGCUAAAAUAUUUUGCAAAGUUAUGGACAAUAAAUGAAACAGUAGACCUCCAAAAGUGUGCUGAUGAGUUUACAAUUGAAGAAAUUACAGACUUAUCUUCCUGA